Pleurotus ostreatus (oyster mushroom) is the source of this 1161-nucleotide messenger RNA. RefSeq lists its product as uncharacterized. The transcript has a single exon. NCBI's taxonomy places the organism in Eukaryota, Fungi, Basidiomycota, Agaricomycetes, Agaricales, Pleurotaceae. The record is from RefSeq and is a predicted model, not a curated record. Bases 1 to 1161 code for a protein of 386 amino acids.
AUGUAUGAAUUGGCCACGGAUGCGCCUGACCCUUGGGAUUAUAAUGGCGCCGAAACUACUGUGAUUCGUCGCAUGAGCAACCCGCCCUCGUACACGAAAGAACAGGCGAAAUAUACGGCUGAACCACCAGAAAACCAUCCGUAUUGGCUUGACAACCACGCCGACUUCAAACGAAUACGCACUACGGUCAAAUAUCAAGGAACUUACGAUAACCAUCCACUACGCAACUGGCAUAACCGGUUCGACACACCUACCGACUACCAUGAUUACUGGAAGGAUGACGGCGAUACUGAUAUUGCGCAGUACGUCGUGGAUAUCUGCGAAGCAUCCAGGCAAGGAAUCCUACUCCCAGAAGCCUGGCACGAUAUCGACGGACCACCAGAGUAUAUUGUGAAAGCCCAGGACGCCGUUAGACACAUUUAUAGGAACUUACGAGGACACCUCCACGAACUGGACGAAUGCGAACUCUGUAGCGCUAAUCACAACGAAGAACCGCUUGAAUCCGUUGAAGGAAAUCGACUUCUAUUCUUCAAUGUCAACGUCCUACCAAAGAACUAUGGGCAACUUGCGCCUUACGACUACUACGUCAAGCACUACAAGAAUCCUUGGGCCUCCGAUAACCACGUCGUCGCUUUUAAUCCAUGGAACGUCAAGAUAAUCUAUUUGCGACGGAUUCGCAUCGAUAUCUUACAGUUCUUUCGCGAACUUAUCUACUACGUCUUCACUCCGGAAUUUCGACGCUUCAUCGACAGCCCGCAAGCACCCAGUGAUAUGCGACACUACUUCUACCAUCAUUGCGCCUUCUUUCGAUUCUUGGACUACCACAUUCCCCUCCUCUUUCAAGGCUUUUCCUGCGAAUGUAUUCACCCUGAAGUCGGAUCGUCACAUACUUGGACCGAACGGCAGCCUAAUCCACCUCGAAACCCACUCCUCACCGCCGAAGAAGACGAAUUCCUUCACCAUAUCAGCGAAUACUUCGAAUAUCAAGAGGUUAUUCGAAUGGCAAAUACCUGUCGUCACCUACGCGAAAUCUCUUACUUCCUAUCUUCUCAUGUCCGCAGCCUCUUCGUUCAUGGAUACCUUGAUCCCGACUACAUUUUUGACGGUCAGAAUAAUCGGCGCGCCAUUAUGUGGUGCAGAGAUUCCCUCGCCGCUUAUUGA